Plasmodium coatneyi is the source of this 699-nucleotide messenger RNA. RefSeq names its product Adenylate kinase 1. The record is from RefSeq and is a predicted model, not a curated record. Gene Ontology annotation, biological process: nucleobase-containing compound metabolic process. The transcript has a single exon. Gene Ontology annotation, molecular function: AMP kinase activity; ATP binding. Gene Ontology annotation, cellular component: mitochondrion; cytoplasm. The coding region runs from base 1 to 699 and encodes 232 amino acids. Lineage: Eukaryota; Apicomplexa; Aconoidasida; Haemosporida; Plasmodiidae.
AUGAAUGUAAAGGGCCCAAUCAAAAUUGUACUGUUCGGCGCGCCCGGGGUGGGGAAGGGCACCUUCGCGGAAAUCCUGUCCAAGAAAGAAAAGCUAAAGCACAUAAACAUGGGGAACAUACUUAGAGAAGAAAUAAAAAAAAAAACUACCAUAGGGAAAGAAAUAGAUAAAGUAGUAAAAAGUGGAAACCUAGUGGCGGAUGACCUGAUCAUAGGAAUAGUGAAGGACGAAAUAGCCAAGGUAACAUUACAGAAGGAGAGCUACUUUAAGGGGUUCAUUUUGGAUGGCUUCCCACGUAACUUAUUUCAGUGUAAAGAGCUAGCCAAAAUUACAAGCAUUGAUCUGUUCAUAAAUAUACACAUGCCUAGGCAUAUCCUCAUUAAAAAAAUUAUGGGGAGGAGAAUUUGCAAUGAAUGCAACAGAAAUUUUAACGUUGUUCAUAUUCAAGAGGACUCCUAUGAAAUGCUUCCUAUUUUGCCGCCCCAGGAUUGUGAGAUUUGUAAGGGUAACCCUACGCUACAGACGAGGAGUGACGACAGUGAGGAAAUUGUUGCCCACCGGUUGAAGACGUACGAGUUAACCAACUCCCCUCUCAUUAAUUUUUUUAAAAAUUCGAAUUGUAACUUCGUCGACUUUGAGAUAAAGCGGGGGCUGCAGGACUUCGACAGUUUUUACCGCAUGGUUGGGCAGCACCUUUAG